AGGCAGAGGUCUCAUGCCCUGCGGAGCCGGUGUGCUACUGUUAUGGGGACUCGUGUGACUGCGUUUCAGGAGUUUUGCAUACAGCCAUGGAAACGUUUUUCAUCCACCAGAAAAGAAGGACAUUUCCAGGGGAGCGGGGUCACUCUGGGAUGACGGGACAGCCAGCUUCACUGGCCCAUCACCUGUUCGCGGUCACUGCCUGCCAGGACGCUGACUUCGGUACCCUCGCCCAGGAGCACUGCCUGGCCCGGUUCGAGUCAGACAUGGAGGCCGUCGGGGAGCCGCUGUGGUGUGACUGGGCCAAGACCAUUGGGAGCUACAAAGAGCUCACGGACUGCACCCGGCAGGUGGCGGAGAGGCUGCAGUGCUUCUGGCCCAACGCGGCGGUGGACAGGUUAUUCCUGGCUGUCCACCGGCACUACUUCCGGAAGUGCCCCGUCUCCGGCAGGGCCGUGCGAGACCCGCCCAGCACUGUCCUCUGCCCCUUCAUCGUGGUGCCCAUCACGGUGACCCUGAUGGUGACGGCGCUGGUGGUCUGGAGGAGCAAGCACACGGAAGGCAUCGUGUAGGCACGGCCGGGGCUGUGGGUGGCCAGGCCAGGGAGGUGGGCCUGGUCUGGCAGCAGCUCCCCAGGGCUCCAGGCCAGGCAGACCCCAAUGCCCCCUUCUCCAGCCAAGAAUUGCUGGCAGGGCUACAGAGUGUUUGGGCUCAGGCAUGGGCCCUGGAGUCUCCUGACCAGAGGGGAGCCACCCACUAAGGGCACGGCCCUCACUUCACUCCGGAGCCUGCAGCUCUGCCCGGCGCCCCCACCCGGACUGCUGACCCAAUGCGUGCGUUUGCCAUUGAGCACUUUGUGAUUAAAGGGUGUUCUUGAAUGUGG
Molecule: messenger RNA, 880 nt
Organism: Tupaia belangeri chinensis (Chinese tree shrew)
Lineage: Eukaryota; Metazoa; Chordata; Mammalia; Scandentia; Tupaiidae
Gene: RAMP1
Product: receptor activity modifying protein 1
Exons: 3
Coding region: 87-569 (160 amino acids)
Biological process (GO): G protein-coupled receptor signaling pathway; receptor internalization; intracellular protein transport
Cellular component (GO): membrane; cell surface; signaling receptor complex
Molecular function (GO): coreceptor activity
Source: RefSeq, a predicted model, not a curated record